Messenger RNA from Rotaria sp. Silwood1, 510 nucleotides. NCBI's taxonomy places the organism in Eukaryota, Metazoa, Rotifera, Eurotatoria, Philodinida, Philodinidae. The record is from the annotation of a GenBank genome assembly.
AUGAUGAAUGUCGAAAUUUUAUUACAAAAAAGUUUUAUUGAAUCAACAAAAAAAUUAUCAUCAUUAUCUAUUCAUGAAUUUAUUCAUUAUUUUAAUCUUGAUCCAAAUUAUGGUAAAAUAUUCUAUUGCAUGGGUUUAAUAGAUGAAAAUAUAGUUAAAACAUUAAUUGAAACAAAAAUUUUUAUUAAUGAAUAUAUACUUGAUGGAAUCUACAAUAAUUUUCUAAUCAGACUUCAUGAUACAUUAGAAUUAGGUAUUUAUUGUAUAUCUAUGGAAAAUUUUAAAAAUUCUGAUCAACAAAACCAAUAUUUAACAAUUAAACAACGAAAGAAUAAUGAUAAUAUUCAUAAAAUUAUUAAUGAAAAUGUUUGUAAACUUGGUUGUUAUUUAACUUAUAAACAAGCUUCUAUUCUUGUUGAUUAUACUGAUCCAGAAUAUGAACAUGAACUUUUAUCUUUAAUUACAAUACAUGAUAUUAUUUUACAAGAACAGUUUUUAAAACUUUAUUAA